GCCAGGCACAGCGGGGCGGGUUCGAGGCUCUCUCUGCUGCUGGGCUUUAUGAGCACGUUCGUGUUGGCUGUGGGGCUAAGACCAGUUCUUGGCAUGCAAAGGGUUGAGCACUGACCUCAAGUGAAAACAGGGGCACAGGGGUGAACUCGGACCUUACACUUGAGACGCAAUGGCCAGCUCCUGUCAAGGCUAGGUUCUAGGAUGGACCCUGGCUUGGGGUAGGAAUUCAGUAAACGGAAGACAGAUGUGGACUUCCUGGGCUGUGCUUCCUGUGGGACUGGGCAGUGGACUCUGACCUGGGACAGUGCUGCCCUCCACCUCCCUGUCCUGAGACCUACCGUCCCUAAUAGGGCUGCCAUGCUGUCCCCUGAGCCUCUCUUGUUUGUUAUCCUGCUCUGGACAGCCAGUUCGCAGGGCCAAAGGGCUCGAAAGCCAUCUGGGCCUAUGUCCCCCAUCAGCACUAUCCAGGCCAAGGCCAAUUUCGAUGUUCAGCAGUUUGCAGGGACAUGGCGCCUUGUGGCUGUGGGCUCUGCAUGCCGAUUUCUUCAGGAGCAGGGACACCAGGCUGAGGCCACCACAUUGCACACAGCUCCCCAGGGUGCAGCUAUGGCUGUCAGCACCUUCCGAAAACUAGAUGGCAUAUGUUGGCAGAUAAAGCAACUCUUUGGAGCCACAGGGGUCCCUGGCCGCUUCUUGCUCCAAGCCCCAGGGGCCCGUGGGCCAGUGCAUGUGGUUGUCGCCGAGACCGACUACCAGAGCUUUGCCAUCCUGUAUCUGGAGCGGGCAAGGAAGCUGUCUGUGAAACUAUAUGCCCGCUCGAUGUCUGUGAGCGAUUCUGUCCUGGAUGUGUUUGAACAGCAGGUCAGGGGAGCCAACCUGACAGAAGACCAGAUCAUUUUCUUUCCCAAGUACGGUUUCUGCGAAACUUCGGACCAGUUCCACAUCCUGAACGAAGUACAGCGAUGAGGCCAUCUGGUGGAGAAGCUGUGGACAGCGGACUGCCUCCAGAGAAUUCUGAGCGCGCUGACGCCUGUCCCCAGAAGCACCCCCUUUAUACUCUGUUGCCUUGGGGCUUUUCAAUAAACAUCAGAGUUGGC
Molecule: messenger RNA, 1097 nt
Organism: Acomys russatus (golden spiny mouse)
Lineage: Eukaryota; Metazoa; Chordata; Mammalia; Rodentia; Muridae
Gene: C8g
Product: complement C8 gamma chain
Exons: 7
Coding region: 358-966 (202 amino acids)
Biological process (GO): complement activation
Cellular component (GO): membrane attack complex
Source: RefSeq, a predicted model, not a curated record